Molecule: messenger RNA, 864 nt
Organism: Debaryomyces fabryi
Lineage: Eukaryota; Fungi; Ascomycota; Pichiomycetes; Serinales; Debaryomycetaceae
Exons: 1
Biological process (GO): intracellular transport
Source: RefSeq, a predicted model, not a curated record
AACGAACAAAAGCCGGCUUUCUCCUUUGGUGCAUCUACCGAAAAGAAAGACGAACCAAAACUGUCCUUCUCUUUUAAUGCUCCUUCUGAAAAGAAAGAUGAAUCGAAGACUGCCUUCUCUUUUGGGUCUGCUUCUAAUGGUGAUAAUAAAGGCAUAUUUUCCGGCAGUUCUACUUCAGAUUCCACUCCAAAGCCAUUCUCUUUUGGAUCAGAAAAUAAAGAAACAAAAGAUGAAAACCCUAAAUCGUCACUCCAGUUUUCAUUUAAACCACCAUCCCAAUCAUCUGAAAAACAGGCCUUCUCGUUUGGCUCUUCGAAUCCUGGUACUCCAUUAUUUGGAAACAAUAAUUCAACACCAUCUUUCACUUUCAAUGCCACUAGUAAUAAAUUAGAAACAGAAUCGAAUUCUGCUACUCCAGACGCACAACAAGGAGCAGCGCCAGCAGAAGAAGAUACUGGUGGUGAUUUCAAAGCAGUAGCACAAUUAUCCUCUGAAAAAGUUGAUAGUCAAACAGGCGAAGAAGAUGAAGAAGCGCUCUACACUAAGCGAACAAAAUUAAUGUUAUUUGACCCAUCAAAUACAGAAAACCCAUAUGCUUCUAAGGGUUUGGGUGAUUUAAAAGUUUUAAAAAACAAGGCUACAGGAAAGUCAAGAAUACUUGUCAGAGCAGAAGGUGGAUUGAGAGUUUUAUUAAAUACCUUAGUUAACAAAGACAUGACCUACACUACUAUUGGUAAUGGUUCAAUGGUUAGAGUUCCAACGGUCAAUCCAACCGAUAAGUCAAUUGAGACUUACAUUUUGAAAGUUAAAACUGCAGACGAUGGGAAAAAGCUCUUAGAUGUGCUUAAUGAUGCUAAAAAAUAG